Molecule: messenger RNA, 2031 nt
Organism: Penicillium daleae
Lineage: Eukaryota; Fungi; Ascomycota; Eurotiomycetes; Eurotiales; Aspergillaceae
Product: recombinase RAD51
Exons: 7
Coding region: 1-2031 (676 amino acids)
Biological process (GO): mitotic recombination-dependent replication fork processing; mitotic recombination; reciprocal meiotic recombination
Cellular component (GO): condensed nuclear chromosome
Molecular function (GO): ATP binding; single-stranded DNA binding; ATP-dependent DNA damage sensor activity
Source: RefSeq, a predicted model, not a curated record
AUGGCUUUCUGGGUUGGCUGGCCGUUGUGGGAGAAGUUGAGCUUUGUAUGUCGAGGCCUGCUGGGCUUUUUGUACAUGGAGGGCAGGAAGCUGACGAUGAUGCAGGUUGUUGUAUUUGUAUAUGCCUGUUGUGUCCUCGCAUUCAACACGUGGAUGACCCGCCGAUAUGCCGCCACUGAAUCGCGCCAGAAGGACCAAGAGGCAGAGCUAUACCCCAUGCUAUCGCGAGAUGAUGUGCCAUUCGGUGCCAAAGCCCUCGAACGAGGUGUGCAGGUCGAAGGCAUUUGGGUCUCUAAUCACAACACUCCACAUUCGAGCACACUCCAUCCCGAAACACCAACUACGGACCAACCAUCGAGCCCUGACAUGAGGAAGUAUCCAGUGCGCCCGCCAACUCCAGCCUCGUCCGUGGCCAUCGAGAAUGCAAAAUAUUCUCGAAAGUCUCUACCUGCAGACACUCCGACUGCAUCAAGUUCUGAGGUAGAUCUUGUCGUGGCCACCGAGAACCCAGACCAAACUCGCGUCCCCGCUGAAGUCUACACUCCUGCGAUGUUUUCCCAGACCCCGAGCUCGCCAAGUACCUUCGGCCGCCACAGUGAGAGCUUCGUCGGCGACAAGAGGUACAAACAGAAGCGUGCCAGCUUCCACUCCCGAAUCUGGCAUGCAGGCCAAGUCUUUGACAACCAGCCUGCGGCGGGUCCUCGUGAUCGUGAUGAGCUGGGUUGGGCCCAAACUGGCAAUGCUGUUGCCCAUUCGCCAGAUGAGCAGCGCCGGGCUUCACGGAUGUCCAGAGUUCUUCGCAAGCGAUCCUCAGAGGAGUUUCGGCGAAAGAUGAGCGCCAUCUUCAACGAGCGAAUCCAUAUGAACGUGCCGUCCGAGAGACUCGAAAUUGAUCCAAUGUUCCGACCCACUCAAAGCCCACACAAACGGAAGUCGAUACUCACGCAAUCUCGUUCAUGGAACCAGACUCACUCACUUGGAACUAUGACUGCCGACAUGGAAACACAAGGGGAGCACGAUGAUGGUGGUUUGACUGGUCCUGGGGCUCCGACCCCGCUCUCUGCUCUGGAGGGGAUGGCUGGCUUGACUGCCCGAGAUAUUAAAUUGUUUGUGGACGCUGGAUAUCACACCGUCGAGAGAGUUGCUUUCACACCAAAGCGCCAGCUGGAGCAGAUCAAGGGCAUCUCAGAGCAAAAGGCUAGUAAGAUCCUGGCUGAGGCUAAUAAGCUCGUUCCCCUGGGAUUCACAACCGCCACCGAGAUGCAUGCUCGACGAAGUGAGCUUAUUUCCGUUACAACUGGAUCCAAACAACUAGACACCUUGCUUGGUGGUGGUAUCGAGACCGGGUCAAUCACAGAGAUUUUUGGAGAAUUCAGAACGGGAAAGAGUCAGAUCUGCCACACUCUUGCAGUAACCUGCCAAUUGCCCUUUGAUAUGGGUGGAGGUGAGGGCAAGUGUCUCUACAUCGAUACCGAGGGAACCUUCCGGCCCGUUCGACUCCUGGCGGUUGCCCAACGAUACGGACUCGUUGGAGAGGAAGUCCUCGACAAUGUCGCUUAUGCUCGAGCUUACAAUUCCGACCAUCAGCUACAGCUGCUUAACCAGGCCUCUCAGAUGAUGUGUGAGACCCGAUUCUCACUCCUCAUCGUGGACUCGGCCACCUCGCUCUAUCGUACAGACUUCAAUGGCCGUGGUGAGCUUGCAUCACGGCAGACCCAUCUCGCGAAAUUCUUGCGCACAUUGCAGCAUCUCGCGGAUGAGUUUGGUAUUGCGGUUGUCAUCACCAAUCAGGUUGUCGCCCAAGUCGACGGUGGCCCCAGCGCCAUGUUCAAUCCCGACCCUAAGAAGCCUAUUGGAGGCAACAUCAUUGCUCACGCUAGUACAACACGGCUUAGCUUGAAGAAGGGCCGAGGAGAGACCCGUAUUUGCAAGAUCUAUGACAGCCCCUGCCUGCCCGAAAGCGACUGUCUGUUUGCCAUCAACGAAGAUGGCAUUGGCGAUCCUAGUGAGAAAGAUCUGGAGAAGGACUAG